Molecule: messenger RNA, 1883 nt
Organism: Chelonus insularis
Lineage: Eukaryota; Metazoa; Arthropoda; Insecta; Hymenoptera; Braconidae
Gene: Catsup
Product: Catecholamines up
Exons: 3
Coding region: 311-1558 (415 amino acids)
Biological process (GO): intracellular zinc ion homeostasis; zinc ion transmembrane transport
Cellular component (GO): membrane
Molecular function (GO): zinc ion transmembrane transporter activity
Source: RefSeq, a predicted model, not a curated record
GCAUUAUUUGAUGUAAUACAUGAUGGCAUUACAAGUAUAUUCCUUUACAAAUUUUGAGAUAAAUGCGUAAUUUUUUACUUCAGUGGAGCUCGAAUUCUAUUGGCGUAGAGAAUUUGAUCCACGUUUUAUCCUAUGCGUGGACAUAACAUCGUAAAUGCUAAUAUAAAUAUAGUAAUAAUAUAAAUACAAUAUUGUUUUAAAUUUUACAUAAAAAUAAUUUCAAAUUUAUGUUAUACUUAAAAUAGUUAAUGAACAAUUAAUGAAUAAAUGAAGUGUAUAAAUAGAACUACUUAUAAAAAAUAAUAUCAUCAUGAAAACUACUUCACAGUGUUCUGAACAGAAUGUAUGGUGGUGGAAAAAAAAUUCUUUUUGGGUAAAUGUUGCUCUAGUUAUUCUUUUAUUAUUGAUUUUUUUGGAUUUACCGCUUCUUUGUCAAUCCCAUGAACAUCUACACGAUGAUGAUCAUCACCAUCAUUAUGAUGCGAAUCCAAGUUUUAAAUAUUCAAAAGAAGCUAAUGAAAAUUUAAAGCCACAACAUCAGCAUCAUCAUCAUCACCACCAUCAUCAUCAUCAUGAACCCUCGAAACCAAAAUUAAAUGAAAAAUCAGCAGAACCUAAUAAAGAUGUAUUUUUUAAUGCAAUGACAUCAACUUUAUUGAUAUCAAUAGCUCCAUUUAUUAUUCUAUUUUUUGUUCCUUUGGAUAAUACGAAAGAAAAAGAACCAUUAUUGAAGAUUUUAUUGAGUUUUGCAUCAGGAGGUCUACUUGGAGAUGCCUUUCUUCACUUGAUACCACACGCUUUGACGCCGCAUUCUCAUUCUCAUGAUCACGAUGGACAUGAUGAACAUGAUGAUCAUGAACAUGGACAUAGUCAUGGUCAUGAUAUGUCUGUGGGUUUAUGUGUUCUUCUCGGUAUAAUAAUGUUUUUAAUGGUAGAAAAAGCAAUUCGACUAGUCAAAGGUGGUCAUUCACACUCACACAGUAUCACUGAUACAGUGGAAAAAGACCAAUCGAAAGAAAAGAAGAAAAAUGAAACUGAAGACAAUACAGAAAGUCUGACAGAAAAAAAUGAAAACAAUAAUCAAUCCGAAGAACAAAUAGAGAAUGAAGACAUUAAAAUUGCUGGAUACCUGAAUCUAGCUGCUGACUUUUUACAUAAUUUUACAGAUGGCUUAGCAAUUGGAGCUAGUUAUUUAGCAGGAAAAAAUGUUGGAUAUGUAACAACUUUUACAAUAUUACUCCAUGAAGUCCCCCAUGAAAUUGGAGAUUUUGCUAUUCUCAUUCAAAGUGGAUGCAGCAAGAAAAAAGCAAUAUUAUUACAACUGACAACAGCUGUAGGUGCUUUGUGUGGUACUUAUGUGUCUCUUCUAGCUGAAGGAAUGGGAGAUAUUGCUACACACUGGAUUCUUCCUUUUACUGCUGGGGGAUUUAUUUAUAUUGCAACUGUAUCCGUAAUACCUGAAUUAUUAUCAGAUACUAAAUUCUGGCAAUCAAUAAAAGAAAUAAUUGCAUUGCUAGUUGGAGUGUAUAUGAUGGUACUGAUAGCAGAAUACGAAUAAAUGAAUUUUUUAAAGAACGAUUUAAGUACAUAGAAUGAAAACCAUAAGUUAGAAGAAGUUUCUAUGAAUCGUACUAUGGAAGUUAAUUGUGAUAUAUUUUUUACAGUUUUUGUCCGAUUUUUAGUCUUGAAAUAUUUUUUUCCAGAAUCAAUUAUUUUUUUCGGUUAAUAUUGCAAAAUGAAUCAUGAAUUUGUGGUAUUAUUUUUUUUGUACAUUAUACAUUUUAUUGUGUACAACACAAUUAAACAAAUUAUUAUUUCCUGAAUUAUAACAGUUUAUAAUAUAAUUUAUUAUUCUAUAUACAGUUGCGGAUAAUUUAUAACAU